Molecule: messenger RNA, 1308 nt
Organism: Rhinocladiella mackenziei CBS 650.93
Lineage: Eukaryota; Fungi; Ascomycota; Eurotiomycetes; Chaetothyriales; Herpotrichiellaceae
Exons: 1
Coding region: 1-1308 (435 amino acids)
Biological process (GO): transsulfuration
Cellular component (GO): cytoplasm
Molecular function (GO): cystathionine gamma-lyase activity; pyridoxal phosphate binding
Source: RefSeq, a predicted model, not a curated record
AUGACUAUUUCACCUCGUCCUCUACGUCCUAAUGAGCGCAUCUUGACCAACGAAGACGGCGGAAUCGAUACUCCUGCUCGCCCUCCUUCACCAGUCCAUAAUUUCGGUACACUUGCUGUUCAUGCUGGUUCACCUCUAGAUCCCUCUACCGGAGCUGUCAUUGAACCUCUCUCCCUCUCUACUACUUUUGCGCAAACAGCCGUUGGAAAGCCAGUGGGUCUCUACGAAUACAGCCGCAGUGCCAACCCGAACCGUGACAAUUUUGAAGCAGCAGUGGCCGCUCUUGAACAUGCUAGAUAUGCUCUUGCUUUUGCUUCGGGCUCUGCUACAACUGCGACGAUUCUCCAAUCUCUAGCUGCGGGCUCGCAUGUCAUUUCAGUAUCAGACGUCUAUGGGGGAACUCAUCGAUAUUUCACCAAAGUGGCCCUCGCGCAUGGAGUCGAAGUCACAUUUUCCCCUUCGAUCGAAUUGGAUGUUGAAGAGUUGAUUCGGGCACAAACAAAACUCAUUUGGAUCGAAAGUCCUUCGAACCCUACCUUGAGCUUGGUCGACAUUCGGCAUGUUGCUUCAAUUGCCCAUAGACACGGUAUACUGGUCGUGGUGGACAAUACCUUCCUAUCUCCCUAUCUGCAGAAUCCUCUGGAUCAUGGAGCCGAUAUUGUGAUACACUCUGUCACCAAAUAUAUCAACGGGCAUUCUGAUGUGGUCAUGGGUGUGGCGGCUUUCAAUUCAGACGAGCUCAAAGAACGCUUGACAUUCCUACAAAAUGCCAUCGGCGCUGUUCCAUCCCCCUUUGACUGCUGGCUGGCUCACAGAGGUCUCAAAACUCUUCACCUUCGAGCCCGCGAAGCGAGCAAGAACGCCUUGGCCGUCGCACAGGCCCUGGAAGCUUCUCCUCAUGUCAUCGCAGUGAAUUAUCCAGGCCUCGAUUCCCACAAACAGAGAGCGAUAGCUAUCAAGCAACACCGUGAUGGCAUGGGUGGCGGUAUGCUCAGUUUCCGACUCCAGGGUGGUCACGCUGCGGCAGAGCGAUUCUGCCAGCAAACCAGAAUUUUCACGCUUGCUGAAAGCCUGGGAGGUGUCGAGAGUCUUUGUGAAGUUCCCAGUGCCAUGACACAUGCUGGAAUUCCCAAAGAACAGCGUGAGGCGAUUGGCGUGUUUGACGAUCUCGUCCGACUCAGUUGUGGGGUUGAGGAUGCUGAAGACCUGAAGAAGGAUAUUCUGCAAGCGUUAGAGAAGGCUGUCAUUGGACCCAAAUUCACGAAUGGAGUCAACGGAAUUAACGGCGCUGCUGUCCCAAGAAGAUGA